Molecule: messenger RNA, 2611 nt
Organism: Setaria italica (foxtail millet)
Lineage: Eukaryota; Viridiplantae; Streptophyta; Magnoliopsida; Poales; Poaceae
Product: protein NRT1/ PTR FAMILY 8.3
Exons: 6
Coding region: 356-2065 (569 amino acids)
Biological process (GO): oligopeptide transport; transmembrane transport
Cellular component (GO): membrane
Molecular function (GO): transmembrane transporter activity
Source: RefSeq, a predicted model, not a curated record
CGACAUCCUUUACAAACGAGCAGAACGCCUUCCUUUUUCUAUGCGGAGGAGUACAUCUCAAUUAAGCGAUAGAAAGAUUCGCUGCCAUUGUUAAUAGGCUCCGUUUGUUGGUGGGUGUGGACGACAAAUCUAGGCAUAAAAGUAUAUUACUAGUAGCUCCGUUGGAGGCUCCACUCCCACUGAAUGCCACUCACUUCAGUUCUUGCGCUGCUGAAGAGGUUUCUGCUUCUCCUCCGCUCCACCCACCACCAUGCUCAAGUUCCAACCCAGAUUCUUUUGUUGCAAGUUUAAACGUCCUCUGGAUUCCUUCAUCGACAUUGCCCAUAGGCUAUAGCCUUCUGAGUACUGACCUACCAUGGAAGCAGCUGAUGAGGAGACGCCAUUGAUUCACUACCUGCCUCCACAGGAUGAGGGUUCACAAUAUACUAGCGACGGAACAGUUGAUGUUAACAAAAAGCCGGCUCUGAAACGGAGUACAGGGAAUUGGAGAGCAUGCUAUUUGAUUUUAGGUUCUGAAAUCAACGAAAGCCUGGCCUUCUCUGGGAUACAGAAGAACUUGGUGACCUAUCUCACGAGCGUGCUCCACGAAAGCAAUGUCGACGCUGCCAAGAAUGUGUCCACCUGGAUCGGCAGCUGCUUCUUCACGCCGCUUAUCGGAGCUUUCCUGGCCGACACAUACUGGGGAAGAUACUGGACAGUGGUGAUUUUCAUCUCGAUCCAGGCCGUUGGGAUGAUCGCCCUCACCGUUUCAGCAUGGCUUCCACUGCUCCUGGAUUCAUCCUUCAACAGCACCAGCAUUCAUCGUGCUGCGGUGUACGUUGGGCUCUAUCUCAUCGCUGUCGGGUCCGGUGGCAUCAAGCCCUGCACCUCGGCCCUUGGCGCCGACCAGUUCGACGGCGCCGACCCGGCGGAGCGGGUGAACAAGGGCUCGUUCUUCAACUGGUUCUUCUUCUCCAUCAACCUGGGCUCCCUGCUGUCGUCGACCGUGCUUGUCUGGGUGCAGGACAACGUUGGGUGGGGGGUCGGGUUCGCGAUCCCGAUGGCGCUCACCGUGCUCGGACUCGCUGUGUUUGUUGCCGGCAGGAAGGUGUACAGGUACAAGAAGCUGGAAGGGAGUCCUCUCACGAGAGUCUUGCAGGUGGUUGUUGCAGCGGUGAGGAAUUACAGUUUGACGCUGCCUGAGGACAGCUCAGCUCUGCAUGAGAUGUCUUCGCCAAAUGAGACGAAUCGCAAGACUGCCCAUACCUGCCAGUUCAGAUUCUUCGACAAGGCUGCCAUUGUAGCGCCGUCGUCGUCCGGCGAGAAAGGCGCGGCGUCGACGGUCAGCCCCUGGAGGCUCUGCACUGUGCCCCAGGUGGAGGAGUUGAAGUUGCUGCUCCGGAUGUUCCCCGUGUGGGCAUCGAUGGUGCCCUUCUUCGCGGUGACCUCGCAGGCGUCGUCGACGUUCAUCGAGCAGGGCAUGGCCAUGGACAACCGCGUCGGCCCGUUCACCGUGCCGGCGGCCUCCCUCGCCACCUUCCACACCAUCAGCAUCAUCGUCGGCAUCCCCAUCUACGACGCCGCGCUGGUGCCGCUGGCCCGGCGCGUCACCGGCAACGACCGUGGCCUGUCGCAGCUGCGGCGCCUCGGCGUCGGCCUCGCGCUAUCCGUGGCCGCCAUGGCGUACGCGGCGCUGGUCGAGGCGAGGCGGCUGGCGGCCGCGAGCGAGGGGGCCAUGAGCAUCGUGUGGCAGGCGCCGUCCUUCGCGGUGCUCGGCGCCGCGGAGGUGUUCACCACCUCCGGCGUGCUCGAGUUCUUCUAUGACCAGUCGCCCGGCGGCAUGAAGAGCCUGGGCACCUCCCUGGCGCACAUCGCGAUCGCGGCCGGGAGCUACCUGAACUCGGCCGUGCUGGGCGCCGUCGCGUGGGCGACGGCGCGCGGCGGGGCGGCCGGGUGGAUCCCCGACGACCUGAACGAGGGGCAUCUGGACUAUUUCUUCUGGUUGAUGGCGGCCCUCAGCGUGGUGAACCUGCUGCACUUCGUGCACUGCUCCCGGAGAUACAGGGGCAACAAGACAGCGUAUUGACACGCAGGAUGCCCCUUUUCUGUUCAUGUGUACAAUCCCCAUUGUUCAGUUACUAUCUACUACUACUACAUUGCAGCCUAGAGUAGACAUCCAAAUGUCAUUCACUUUUUCCAGGACCAGAUCAACAACUUGAAAAGAAAAAACGCCAUGCCCCCUCUGUGCGUCUCGCUCCCGACGACGGCAACCCCGCCCCACCCGACGCUCCUCCGCCACCCCAAUCCACCAGCCACGCUCCACCGCUUCAAUGCCGCGCCCAGGGCCUCUGCAACCGCCUGGCCGACGCUGACGCUUGUCAGAAUCCCCAAAAUCAAAUCCCAGCGAGAUCUGGGGGCCCCUACCCGCAGAUCCACUCCCCCCACCUCCCGCAGAUCUUUCCCCCCAAAUCCAGGAGCGGUGAUGCUUCCCAGGUAUGCUCCGUUGUGCAGGAAACACCGGAGUCCCGGCAGGGCUCCUCUCCGUCGCUCCGCCGCACCUUCGCCCAAGUUGUUUUUGGAGACGAUGAUCAAGGGCAUGUUUAGUUCCCAAAAUGCAAACUUUGGCACUAUG